GAAGACAAAAGGAAUGGAAAAGUUGCUGAACAUGCUAACUGCAAACCAACACAAGCUUGGAUAUUCCCCACCAGAAGAUGCCAAAGCAUUAGUUGACAGUAUACCAGACUUUGAUUAUGAAACUGUCCUUCGACAAGAAGCACUUGAUCUCAAUAAUGAACUCAACAUGCUGCAGACACUCAAAGAUUGUGAGCAAGUGCCCAAAGUCAUUAGCACAGGAACUCUUUCAGAUGGUAGAAUGUUCAUGUUGACAACACCAGUUGGUAAACAUCUUGAAGCCAAAAAGCAUGGAUUGAAAGGAACACUCAAGGCUUUGUUGGAUAUUGCUAGAGCUCUUAAGUUUGCUCAUUCUCACCACAUCUUACAUCAUGAUGUAUCAUAUUAA
This is a messenger RNA of Paraglomus brasilianum, 385 nucleotides long. The record is from the annotation of a GenBank genome assembly. NCBI's taxonomy places the organism in Eukaryota, Fungi, Glomeromycota, Glomeromycetes, Paraglomerales, Paraglomeraceae.